AUAGGAGUUGUCGAUUUAUACACCCCUAUCAUGCAUUUCGAUUACGUUCCCGCUCUACGCUCCGCCGGAGUCGAAAUUAGGUAUCAUGCGUUACGAUUGGAUUGAAAGAAGAAGAGGAAGAGCUAUAACUCUUUCGAAAUCAGCUGUUUGCUUUGAAAUAUGUGAAAUUGGAACAUAACAAAGCAAAAAUACAAAAUUACUGCUGUUCAAAGAAAAUAAAUAAAAGUAAAAUUUUUAUAUCGUUAUUAUUUUUAUUAAACGUAAAUAUGGAAUCAUUAUCCGCGGCGAUAUUACUGGUUGAGGAGGAGAGCAGCGCAUCUCAGAAUGCUGGGGUGAGAAUUGAAAGAAGAAGAUUAAGAGAUAUGUGCGAUCCCUUCCAGAUGAAUGACGGACUAUUCAAAAAAAACUUUCGUCUGAAUAAGGACGCAUUCAAGUAUGUUCUUGAUGCGUUUGCGGAAGAAACGACGGCAAGUACUUUGUCCUCGUUAUCUCCGCUUAACAUUGUAGUAUCCGCUUUAAGAUUUUUUGCGGAAGGUAGUUACCAGCAUGGAGUUGGCGCAGAUCACAAUGUUGGAAUGGCACAGUCAACCGUGUCAAAGUGGCUGUCAAAUUUUCUAGAAAUAAUGCAGCAAAAGCUAUGCCCACAGUGGAUAAAAUAUGAGCAAAGUGAAAUAGAAAAGCAGGAAGCAAAACAAAAUUUUUUUACGAAAGCUGGUUUCCCAGGUGUUAUCAUGUGCGUUGAUGGUACGCACAUAAAGCUAAUCAAGCCAUCCAAUGAACCUUUUCUUUAUUACAAUAGGAAAGGAUUUUAUAGCAUCAAUGCUAUGGUGGUGUGCGAUCACAAAUUAAGAAUAAGGAGCAUUGACGCUAGGUAUCCUGGGUGCAAUCACGACGCCCAUGUAUGGGGAUUGAGCAAGCUUAGGUGCUAUAUGGAACGACGAUAUCGUGAAGGUGAAAGGAACACAUGGCUGUUAGGCGAUGCUGGAUACCCAUUACAACCUUGGCUAAUGACUCCAUAUCGUUCCGUAAGUCAAGGCAGCCGACAAAGUAAUUAUAAUAUUAAGCACUCAAAAACCAGAAACAUUAUAGAGCGAACGAUCGGUGUUUUAAAGAACCGCUUUCGAUGUUUGUUGGGAGCUCGAGAGCUGCAUUACUCGCCUCAAAAAGCGAGUCAAAUUAUAAAUGUUGUUUGUGCACUACACAAUAUUUGCAUUUUCUACAAAGUAGAAGAUUUGAAUACGAUAGAAUUUGAUAAUGAAAGCCGUCAAGAGGAAGAGGAAGAGGAACAAACCAAUGACCCUGAAUUUACUUCAACAGCAAAUCGUAUUCGUGACAACAUACUUUCUUCUUUGUAAAGUGUAUAAAAUUUUAUUUCUAUAUUUCAAUAUUUUCUUUAAAUUCAAAAUUUAUCUAAUUUAAGAAUAAAAUUCAGUGUACAUCACAUUUCGUUACAUAAAAAUACAGUUUAUCUUAAAGAUAAUACAAAACAAAAUUCAGUAUUUAUAAUUAGG
Molecule: messenger RNA, 1511 nt
Organism: Bactrocera dorsalis (oriental fruit fly)
Lineage: Eukaryota; Metazoa; Arthropoda; Insecta; Diptera; Tephritidae
Product: putative nuclease HARBI1
Exons: 4
Coding region: 267-1355 (362 amino acids)
Source: RefSeq, a predicted model, not a curated record